GCACGGCGCCUCCCCCACUCCCUCCCUCUCUCUCUCUCUCUCUCUCUCUCUCCAUCAUCUCCGACCAAAGACAUUCGUCCCUCCCUUUCUUCUCCGGUUUCACACCACGGCCCAUCGAUCGGGCUCGCCACGACACGGCGGCGGCGACGGCGACGGCGUUGGAGGUGGCGUCGGCGGCGACGGCGUGGUGGAAUGACGUGAGUCCGCCGAGCGCGCGAUCCGGCCUCCCGUCGCUCGCGGCACCAUGGCUCGCCGCCUCCUCCCUCCUCUCUCGCCCUCCGUCCUCCUCCUCCUCCUCCUCCACGCUUGCUUGCUCGGCUUCGGUUCCGCCGCCCGUGUCGAGGCGAACCGCGGCGCGCCUCGUUUGACUCCCAUCGACCUCGAUCUCUACCAUUCCAGUGCUCGUUUGAUGGAAGAGAUAAAGGCUUUGGUCCGCCGUCAUCCGGAUAAACUUUCUAUGAAUAAUCUUAGAAGUGGGAAUAGAGGUUAUCGAGCAGAGCUAGCCGUUGUUACCUAUUGCCGCAAUUGUAGAGAAAGCAAUGAGAAGUCGAAGUUUCGGAUUCUUCUUAGUUUUGGACAGCAUGGAAGGGAGCUAAUUACAUCUGAAGUGGCUUUGAGGAUAUUGUCAAUCCUGACUGAAGAACAAUUCUUACCAAGUGUAGAUUCAGUUUCUUUAAACAGUUUCCUCGACAAACUCAUCAUAAAGGUAGUCCCAAUGGAGAACGUAAAUGGCCGUAGACUUGUUGAAGCAGGAGAUCUUUGCGAAAGAAGAAAUGGGAGAGGAGUUGACUUAAACAGAAAUUGGAGUGUUGAUUGGGGCAAAAAGGAGAAGGAUUAUGAUCCAUAUGAAGAAAAUCCAGGAAUUGGUCCUUUUAGUGAGCCAGAAUCUCAAAUUAUGCAGAAACUUGCAACUUCAUUCAAUCCUCACAUAUGGGUGAAUGUACAUUCGGGAAUGGAAGCUUUGUUUAUGCCCUAUGACCACAAAAAUACAACUCCUCUGGGCUUGUCUUCUACUCAGAUGACCUUAUUGCUGAAGGAACUGAAUGUUCUUCACUGCCAGAAUCGUUGCAUGAUUGGCUCUGGUGGAGGAUCAGUCGGGUAUCUGGCGCAUGGGACUGCCACGGAUUACAUGUACGAUGUUGCAAGGGUGCCCAUGGCUUUUACCUUUGAGAUCUAUGGAGAUGGAGCAGCAUCACCAAAGGACUGCUUCAGAAUGUUCAAUCCGACAGAUGUUAGCACUUACAACAGAGUUCUAAGUGAUUGGUCGGCAGCGUUCUUCACAAUCUUCAAGCAUGGCCCCCGAUACCUAGAGGAGAUCCACAUAAAAGACUCCAGACCGAGCUCAUUGGAAUCGAUCGAUGAGUAUCUCGAGGGGUACUUGAUGGACAGGAGCAGCAGGUACGGGAAGAAGAUGGAGGUGCUCGAUUUCGGUAUGCAAGAGAUUAGGACGUACUUCAGGCUUUUCCUGUUAUCGUUUGUGCUGCUAAUGUUCAUGUUCUGUUCUAGAAUUUCAAAGAGCAAGUUGAGUAGACCUGUUGUUCCUUCCGUGCCUGUAUGACACGUCAUGAUUUUGUUUUGUUUUCCUUUUUUCUCUUUUUUCUGUAUUUUCUGUUGGGCAUGGGUGGGCGACGUAUGUUAUAGUGCUAAGAGGAAAUGUUGCCGAUUUUUAACCGUGCAAGUUUAUUUUUUGUUUCCCCUUUGUAGAAGAUUUUGUAUCUGUUUCACGACGCAACAAUCUAAUUUAUAAGAAUCCAGUUGCAGACA
Syzygium oleosum is the source of this 1764-nucleotide messenger RNA. RefSeq lists its product as uncharacterized. The transcript is spliced from 11 exons. The record is from RefSeq and is a predicted model, not a curated record. Gene Ontology annotation, molecular function: metallocarboxypeptidase activity; zinc ion binding. Bases 245 to 1558 code for a protein of 437 amino acids. Gene Ontology annotation, biological process: proteolysis. NCBI's taxonomy places the organism in Eukaryota, Viridiplantae, Streptophyta, Magnoliopsida, Myrtales, Myrtaceae.